Photinus pyralis (common eastern firefly) is the source of this 1715-nucleotide messenger RNA. Its product is annotated as 4-coumarate--CoA ligase 1-like. NCBI's taxonomy places the organism in Eukaryota, Metazoa, Arthropoda, Insecta, Coleoptera, Lampyridae. Gene Ontology annotation, biological process: fatty-acyl-CoA biosynthetic process; long-chain fatty acid metabolic process. The record is from RefSeq and is a predicted model, not a curated record. Gene Ontology annotation, molecular function: long-chain fatty acid-CoA ligase activity. The transcript is spliced from 4 exons. The coding region runs from base 74 to 1639 and encodes 521 amino acids.
UAAUUGUGAGACAACAGCGUGACGUGCACAUAUAAAUGAGGCGUUCCACUUUGCUCGUCAUUGACCAAUUCCGAUGCCCGAAGCAACGACAGCGCUCAACUCUAAAGGGGUGGGGUACACCUACUACCAGCUGAUGGAGAAAAACCAGCACCAAAUUGCACAGGUCGACGGACUCACCGGCGAAGAGCAGACGUAUGGAGAGCUGCUGCAGCGUUCCAUUGGAGCUGCCGUAGCAAUGGAGAGUGAGGGGCUAAAACCUGGCGAUUUUAUCUCCAUUUGCUCACUGAACCAUCUCGACGUGGGCGUACCGUACCUAGCGUCGCUAUUUACCGGUGCGAUAUGUGCGGCCGUCGAACCCACCAUGUUGGCCCAGGAAGUGGUCCACUUGCUCAACCAGGUGGAGCCCAAGAUAAUAUUUGUUGGUCGGGAGGCGGUUGAAACUAUAAGAAAGGCUGUGGAGGACCUGACAACCAAGCCACUUGUUGUGGUUUUUGGGAAAAGCGGCAAAUACCCCUCUUUCUCCGAGUUUAUAGCACGCCCCACAAAGGGAUUUGCACCACGAGUACCGGUGGAUGUGAACGAAACUGCUUUAGUCCUCUUUAGCAGUGGAACAACUGGUCGGCCCAAAGCAAUUUGCCAUAGCCACAAAUCUAUGCUGGCUGAUUACGAAUACAUAAUCGGGAAAAGUUUUUCUUCCAUCGCUGGAUUUGCAACUCCCUACUGGGUCAGCUACCACGCCAUCCAGCACAUGUGCAUUAUACACGGGCUGCGCAAAAUUGUGUAUCCCCGCUUUGACGUUAGCAAUCCGUGGAGAAUAUUCGACUUCAAAAUUGACCUUGUUAUGGUCAAUCCGUUACAAGCUCUUAGCUUUUUAGCUCACGAACCUCCCGAUGGCGUGGACUUUCAGAAUUUGAAAUACAUGGCCUUUGGCGGCAACGAUAUAUCGAAGGAGCAAAUUUUGAGGUUGCGCUCGAGGUUUCCUCUGACUAAGGUCGUGAACAUGUACGGACAAACUGAACUCUUCGGAGGUCCAUUUUUGUAUCCCUUCCACACUAACUCAUGGGAUUUGACGAUAAAGUACCCGACGUGCGUCGGCAUUAUUAAGGAUACCGUCUCUUGGAAGGUUGUCGACAUUGAGACGGGGCAGACAUUGGGCCCCAACCAACAGGGCGAACUUCUGCUGAAAACCGAACGCCAAUUCAAAGGCUACCACAAUCGUGAUUCGUCCGACGCCUUCGACCACGAGGGAUGGCUGAGGACCGGAGACCUGUUCUACUACAACGAGGAGAUGUGCUUCUUCGUCGUGAACAGGAUGAAAGAGAGCUUCAAGUUCCAAGCCCAUCAUAUCAUACCUAGCGAAAUCGAGCACGUCCUCCUCUCGCAUCCUGCUAUUGCGAAAGCCGUGGUCCUGGGUCUUCCUCACGAGACCGAAAACAACCACCCGAUGGCGGUGAUCCAGUUGCAUCCGAAAGGGCCGCGCGUUUCCGAGGAAGAAAUCGUGAGGUACGUCGAACAGAGGGUCGCCGACAAGAACCGCCUCAGGGCCGGUGUAAAGUUUGUCAGAGCAAUUCCACUCACCGUUACGGAUAAGGUCAACCGGUUUAAGCUAAGAGAAAUGAUAAUAAAUUGUAGCAUUUAGGGACUGUGAUAUUUUGAUCUGAGGAAGACUACCUAGGGUAGUAAAUAAACAAAUGUAGGGUGGCCAACUAACUGAA